AUGCCCAUCACUCGGAAACAACGAGCCUUGUUGGAUGCGGUUGAUGCCCCGGAAGCAAGUACUGCUCCUGGAAAUUCAACCAAACCAACCAAGCCAUACAAAAGAAAGGGGAGUGAGAGAUCAUCUGUCCCUCCAUCUGAGCCUAGUCUGGCAUACAAUGCCCCCGCGACAGAACAGAAGCCUGUGGCCAAGACGACCAAGAAGACCAGCACAACUGCUCAGAAGAAGGUCAGCUCAAACGCCCCAGAGACCACCAAAGGUGAUAAAGCUGAAGGACCCUCUAAAAGCAAUCCGCCUGCCACAUUUUCUGAAAACCUGAGCCAUGCCGGCGUGGUUAUGGCAGGUGUCAACGCAGGCGAAGCCAAAAUGGUUGAGAUCACCAAAUCGGGCAUGAAAUAUUACCCGGCACCUUCUUCUGGGAAGCGUCCUCGCAACUGGCCUGAGGAACCUCCAAAAGCCUUUCUGGAUAGGGCAUAUCGUGCGCAAACUGAAAAGAUGUUCAUCGUCAACCAUACUCUUGGCCAUGUGGGCAAUGUACCAGUGGUCACCUUUGACAUUGUGGGAACCACCGGCAAUCUCUACAAAACACAUAUUGAAAAAGUCCCCAGGUGUGACUGUCCCGACUCAAGAUACCGGAGGGGCUUGAGCCAGUGCAAACAUAUCAUAUACGGCACCCGAGGAACUUUAAUUUCAGAUGUCUUUUCUCCCUCUCGUAUGUUAAUGACCACCCAGGAUACUAUCAUUCGAUAUCCUUACAUGUCUUUAAUUCAUUUGGCCAUGCUACAGGAACUGUCCAGAAUGCUGGUUGCCUCUCCGCUACACAACGAUGAGCUAGUAUCUUCAGAAAAGGUCGUCCAAGCCCGAAAGCCAGUUGAAGGCCCUUGUCCAGUUUGUUCCAUGGAUUUCAACUCCAUCGAAGAAGUCACCUGGUGCAGGGUUAGAUGCGGGAAUAACAUACACAAGCUCUGUUUUGAGCGGUGGGCAACCACUAACAAAGCAUCCGGCUUGGCCGUGCGCUGCGCCUACUGCCGCAUCCCAUGGAGAUUCACUGACCCUGGUCCGAACCUUGAACGCCUCCGGGAAGGUGGCUUCCACGGCAAAAAUGGCUACGUCAAUGUCGGCGACAUAUUUGGGAUUGGGGAUUCCAAUGUGGGAUUUAAUUCUUCCACGAGUGCUAACAAUCCGCCAAGUCCUAACGCUUAG
Penicillium antarcticum is the source of this 1203-nucleotide messenger RNA. RefSeq lists its product as uncharacterized. The coding region runs from base 1 to 1203 and encodes 400 amino acids. Gene Ontology annotation, molecular function: ubiquitin protein ligase activity. The record is from RefSeq and is a predicted model, not a curated record. Lineage: Eukaryota; Fungi; Ascomycota; Eurotiomycetes; Eurotiales; Aspergillaceae. The transcript has 4 exons.